AUGACCACCUCAACGCUCUUCCGAGGGUCAGCUUGCCACCUUCUUUUCCGAGUCCUCAUUUUCUCCCUCUUCUCCCGCGCGCUCACCCAGGUCCUGGUAACACCCGAUGGCGGCUACAUUGGCCGGAUCCAACCACCCAGUGGCCUGUCCACCUCUUGCGUGAGCACCUUUAACCGCAACAUCACCUGCACACCCCCCUUGCUUAGCAUUGCUCGUGGGUUGUUGCUGCCAAACGUGACAGACAUUGAGAUGUCCUGCGACCCCAACUGCCGACUGUCUCUUUUGGAUCUCCAGGCUGUUCAGCAAGCCGCCUGCUCUUCCAAUGACACAAUCCGAGACUCGGGGACCAUCUACCCUGCCACUUACUAA
Messenger RNA from Canariomyces notabilis, 369 nucleotides. RefSeq lists its product as uncharacterized. Lineage: Eukaryota; Fungi; Ascomycota; Sordariomycetes; Sordariales; Chaetomiaceae. The transcript is spliced from 3 exons. The record is from RefSeq and is a predicted model, not a curated record. Bases 1 to 369 code for a protein of 122 amino acids.